AUGGCCCCGGUGGAGCGUGUAAAAUGUAUGUUGCAAAUCCAACGCGAAAGAGAGAAAGCCGAUCGGCAAUUCCGUGGACCAAUUCAUCUCAUUAGCGCUGAACUGGCCGAAGGCGGUAUUUCAAGGAUCUACAAAGGAUUCUUCGCCACCAUUCUUAGAGAAUUCCCGGGAAGUGGAAUUUACUUCCUCACCUAUGAGUGGUUCACUUCGUACCAUACUGUGGGUACAUCUGCGACUCUCUUGAAGAUGGUCAUUGGAGGUGGAAUGGCAGGAGUUGUUAUGUGGAUGAUUGUUUUGCCCUUUGAUACGCUCAAGAGUCGUCUGCAAACUGCACCGCCUGGUACUUAUACUGGAUUGGGGCAUGUGUUUAAGGAUCUCAUGGCUCACGAAGGACCUGCGGCUUUGUACAAAGGCGCAGUGCCGGUCAUGGCUAGGGCUUUUCCUGCCAACGCUGCUUGCUUCCUUGGUUUUGAGUUUUGCAAUAAGCAAAUUGUACAAAGACUCCGGAAACCAACUCCUGAUUAA
Molecule: messenger RNA, 525 nt
Organism: Dalotia coriaria
Lineage: Eukaryota; Metazoa; Arthropoda; Insecta; Coleoptera; Staphylinidae
Product: congested-like trachea protein
Exons: 1
Coding region: 1-525 (174 amino acids)
Biological process (GO): mitochondrial transport; carnitine transmembrane transport
Cellular component (GO): mitochondrial envelope
Molecular function (GO): O-acyl-L-carnitine transmembrane transporter activity
Source: RefSeq, a predicted model, not a curated record